Messenger RNA from Mixia osmundae IAM 14324, 570 nucleotides. RefSeq lists its product as uncharacterized. NCBI's taxonomy places the organism in Eukaryota, Fungi, Basidiomycota, Mixiomycetes, Mixiales, Mixiaceae. Gene Ontology annotation, cellular component: preribosome, small subunit precursor; 90S preribosome; nucleolus. The coding region runs from base 1 to 570 and encodes 189 amino acids. The record is from RefSeq and is a predicted model, not a curated record. The transcript is spliced from 3 exons. Gene Ontology annotation, biological process: maturation of SSU-rRNA from tricistronic rRNA transcript (SSU-rRNA, 5.8S rRNA, LSU-rRNA).
AUGGUCAAGAAAGCAAACAGUGCUCGCACGCACCUCAAAGCGGCAACACUAGGCUCACAUCGAGCGAAAGAGGAAAUUACACCGAUGCUCGUUCAGGAGCCAUUACAGGCCAGCGAACCGUCUCCCUAUCCGCCUGCCGCACCGUCGAGAGUAGACAAAGGAGCAGAAAGGAGGAAGAUCUUGCUACGAAAAGUGCAGGCUUCAACACAGCCGCACCCUUAUUCGAAGUCGCACGCUCGACGACUGAAGCGAAAAGAAAAGACCAACCUGGCCGGUGCGAGCCUGAGCGAGCUGCAAGACGCAUUGCAACAGACCACAGAGACUGUCCCUGCCCCUACGCCAGAUCAUGCAAGACAGCACAAGAUUAAGCAAAGUCGACAGCAUCAGACUGAGCCCCUAGCCGCAAAGUCUCCCGCUCAGUCUACUGCCAAGCUCACCACUGCAAAGCGAGCAAAGAUGAUUGAAGCAGAGUCGAAGCGACUGCCGGCAAUCCUCAAUCACAAAGCAUUUGCGGCCAACCCGUUUGCAGCGAUACGACAACACGCAAAGAAUACACUGUCAACUCUAUGA